This is a messenger RNA of Drosophila obscura, 4632 nucleotides long. RefSeq names its product slit homolog 3 protein. The record is from RefSeq and is a predicted model, not a curated record. Bases 962 to 2470 code for a protein of 502 amino acids. Gene Ontology annotation, molecular function: protein binding. The transcript has 7 exons. Lineage: Eukaryota; Metazoa; Arthropoda; Insecta; Diptera; Drosophilidae.
GCAAUCGUCGGUUCUGCCAACCAAACGUGCUUCAUAUUCUAGUAAAAUAGACUUCUAUUUAUUUUCCGAAUCUGCUGCUGCUGCUGCUCUUACAAUUCAACCCAUUCCAUUCCAAAGAUAAUGCAACAGGAAUUAAAGUGAAAACACACUCAGCACAUGGAUUGAAUAAUCACAUCACUGAUAGCCCACUGGCUUUUGCUGGCGAUCCCUGCUCCGUGUGGUGUUUGCGUGUAACGCAAGUUGAGGAGGAUACGACAUAGGACAUUCAAGGAACAGUUAUAGCAUCCCCUAUAAUUUAUAUGUACGGACUGUUGAAUUAGUCAGAAGCAACAAUUACAAACAAAUACCAAUACUCGUGCCUCCGUUAUCCUCUUCAGUCGUGUGUGUGUGUGUGUGUGCGUGUGUGUGGCUCUCGCGUUCGGGUGUGUGUCGAGGAGGGAAGAGAAGACAACAAAACGGUUUGGUUUGUGCCAUUCAACAACCUCUUUGCGGCAGUAUCGAUUUUCCGUUACAUCGUUAUACACACACAUUUGACCGAGUUCGCACCCAGCCAUUACGCACACGCCCCAAGCCCCUCCUUAAGUUGAUGCGCGGCGGCAGCAAGCAGAGGAGGCAACAGACCCAGAGGCAGAGCUAAUCUGUUGGCAUUUCAACGCGAUUCCCCCAAGAGCUGAGCCAGAGCUUAGCGUGAGCGAAUUUGUUGCAUCUUGGCGGCACUGGAAGCAUGUUUCAGUUGGCACUUGUCAGCGGACGGACAAACCAUUUAGGAAUACAGCAAUAGCCACUGUAAAUAUCAUCAUCAGCACCUACUGCAGGCACAGACAGCAUCCACAGCAUCCACAACAUCCACAAUAUCCACAGCAUCUACGGGAAAGUUCAGAGACGGCACCUUGAGAACGGUUUUUUCCUAAGAGAAAGCACAAAAACCGUCAUCCAGGUCGACAACGGGAUCCACCAGUCGAUGUUCAUCAUGAUCCAGUUGAAGCAGCUACAGUUGCACUCCAGCCACGCAGCAUUGUUGCUGAUGCUGGCGGCGGUGGUGGCCGUGGGCCAGGCGGGGUCCCAGAACACACCUCAGCAGCAGGUGUGCCCGGAGCAGGGCGACAUUUCGCCCUGCAUCUGCACGGUGAAGAAGAACGGCCUGGACAUACUCUGCGAGACAACGGACCUGGCGCACAUCACCAAAUCGAUGGGCACACUCAAGGGCAAAAGUCCCAUUAUUUUCUACCUAAAGCUACGCCACAACAACUUGCCCAAGCUGCAGGGAUUCGUUUUCCUGGCCCUGGACAUUCGCCACCUGACCAUACACAACAGCAGCCUAGCGGCCAUCGAGGAGAAUGCCCUCAGCUCGUUGGGCACUGGACUCACACAGCUGGACGUGUCGCUGAAUCAAAUGAAAACCGUGCCAUCGCAGGCGCUGCACAAUCUGUACCACCUGUUGAUCUUGAACCUGAACCACAACAAAAUCACCGUGAUCCACAACAACGCCUUCGAUGGACUAGGCACAUUGGAGAUUCUGACGCUCUAUGAGAACAAGAUCACCCAGAUAGACCCCGAGGCGUUUCGCGGACUGGAAGGAAAAUUGAAGCGUCUGAAUCUGGGUGGUAAUGACUUGAGCAGAGUCCCCCAAAAGUCUCUGUCUAUAUUGGACACGCUGAAGAAGCUAGAGAUACAGGAGAACAAGAUCCGUAUCAUCAGUGAAGGUGACUUUGAGGGCUUGGUAAACCUGGACUCCUUGAUUCUGGCCCACAACAUGAUCACAACCGUGCCUGCAAAUGUCUUCAUCCACCUGACCCAGCUCAACUCUCUGGAAUUGGAGGGCAACAAGAUCAGCGUUAUCGAUAAGGAUGCGUUCAAGGGCUUGGAGGAGAACCUGCAGUAUCUGCGCCUGGGAGACAACCAGAUCAAUGCCAUUCCCAGCGAGGCCCUGCGCCCACUACACCGUCUGCGCCACUUGGAUUUGCGCAACAACAACAUUAAUGUCCUGGCCGAUGACGCCUUCACCGGAUUUGGCGACUCGCUCACGUUCCUCAAUCUGCAGAAGAAUGACAUCAAGGUGCUGCCGAGUUUGCUGUUCGAGAACCUCAAUUCGCUGGAGACCCUCAAUCUGCAGAACAACAAGCUGCAGCGCAUUCCGCAGGACAUCAUGGAACCGGUCAUUGAUACCCUACGCAUCAUCGAUAUUACGGAUAAUCCGCUGAACUGCUCCUGCGAAUUGACCUGGUUCCCCAAGCUGCUCGAGGACCUGAAGAACAAGGAUGACGAAAUGUCGCAGAAGAAGAAGCCGCUGUGCCACAUGUCGCUGGACAAUCGCGAGUACUUCGUGCAGGCCAUGCCCACCGAAAAGAUGCACUGCGCCGGCCUCAAUGUGAGUCCCUCACCCACGAGCGGCGGUCUGAUGCGGAUACUGCAAGUGAACAUUCUGGCCCAAAUUGCCAUGUGUAGCGUGGCGUUUCUCAUUAGCGUUUAAUCGCUUCCGAUCCGAUCCGAUCUGAAGCGUAUCGGUCCCUAGUCUAGUUAGGUCCGGAGACCACUUUUCCAUUUGGGUCAGUUUCAUAUCCAGAUUCAGAUUCAAGCACAGGUGAUAGAUGUUGAUGGGGAGUCCUCACUUGCGGGCUCCCCAUUCAAUACAGUUCAGUUCAGUUCAAUUCGAUUCUGAACAUAGAAAAUCCCACAAAACAAAAUACCCAUAGAUACCAUACCUUUUGUAUGCCUGCAAACCAUUUCUGUGUUGUUGUAUUGUAUAUUUUCUUAUAGAUUAUAGUGAAUCCGUGAAUUAUGCAACUCUGCCAAUUAUUAGACCCAAAAAGCACGCUUUUCGAACCGUACCGUACCGUAGCGUUCGCUCGUCCAGCAGCCUACCACCCACCACACCAGCAGCAAAACAUCACCUCACCAAGAACAGCCAAUCCAGAGCGACACGUCCGUGUCUGGUCAGUUCCUCCCACCUUCACCCUGUUGAAUUGAUGCACCCAACAGACAGACAAGACACCACAGUCCACAGUUGCAACAUCUACGACACGAGACACAUGCACAGUAGCUCGACAGCGACGCCUUCCCAGCUCGCACACCCCGUGAGGAGUGGAGAGGAGUGGAGAGGAGUGGAGUGGAGUGAAGAGAAAAGAAGAGAAGGGAGUUAGAUGAUAGAAUCUCCUUACAUAUCAUAUCGAUACGGAUAAAGCCUAGACCUAAGUCAGAACUAAAAACAUAUCAGAAUAGAAUUUUAAAGCCGAAGAAAGCGAAAAUUGUUACGCCCAAGAAGGGACAGGACACUAUUGUUACGAUUACAUUUGAGCAUUUGAUCAUUUGAGCAUACGAGCACUAUGUACAUGUACAUGUACAUGUUAUUGUGUGUUGUGUCGUGUUGUGUACAUACUUAUCAAUGUGUGCAUAUCUAUAUUACAUAUUUAUUAUGCAUAGUUUAUCGUCGUUUUGUCGUCGGUGUUGUGAGAUACAAUCAUUAUAAGCAAGUUUUCUUCGUUUCCUGUUCCCUGUUUCCUGUUCCCGUCCUGCCCUCCACCUGCACCCGCCCCCAAAGCAGCUAACAAGCAAUCUAACCUAGUCGAAAUUGUCAAAUCUAUAUCAAUAUCUACAUACAUGCACAUACAUAUAUGCGUGUAUAUCUUAUUAUUACAUAGAUUUAUGUAUAUGUAUAUGCAACCCACUUUGGGCGCCGGGCAGGAAAAUGUACACAAGGCAAGGCGAUCAGGCGAUCAGGCGAUCAGGCGAAAAGAAUGGAUACAAAAAACAAAAACAAAAUCAUUUGCAUCAAUCACCAAGAACUGAUUAUGGAAUAAGUAGUUUGUACUCUUUAUUUGCCAGAAAACAUGGGGCAAAUUGUAACUGCAAAUUGUAACUGCAGUCGACACACUCACCCAACUUCCAACUUCCCAACUUCCAGCUUCCCAAACUCCCUUCCUCGCCCAUUCCCUCCCCAUACAUACACACACAUAUCGUUAUAUUGUUAUUAUCGUGACAUAUCAAGAGCUCCCCAAGUGCACAGCGCACAGGAUGACUCGCACACACCUAAAAUAUAGGCAUUUUAUAGAAUUUACCUACAUUUUAAAAAUCAUGUGACAAGUUGAUAUUUAUGCGCAGAGAGCGCAGAGCAGAGGAAACCCAACAGAACAAGAGAACAGUGGCAAAGUGUAUGCAAAAGUGGAAUUUUUGAAAUGUUUUUAUACACAUAUAUACUUUUAUAUACACAUACACAUACACAGACAUGCAUAUGAAUUCUGUCUAUUCGAACUAAGUUGUAAUCUCCAUUAGAAGUUAACUAUCAUUACCAUUGACACUGAUAUUUGAAGGGUUUGCCAGCAGUCGGAGCGGACCCACUCCACAUCGGCCAGUCCGUGGCUUCGGUCAGUAGCCACUCUCUGGUGGAUGGUGGCCAAGUGGUGCUCCCGACUGGCUACCCACAGAGAACCAGCCUCUGACGAAACGGUUGAAGAAAUAUUUUCAAGAGAAUGCGCUAUACCACCAAAUCGGGUCAGUAUUUUUGGCAGCAGCUGUUCUCUUCAAAAUAUUUUAGAACCCCACCGGAAAUGGGGGCACGAAAGAUGCUUUUCAUAGGAGGAGCUAUGUCUUCUCAGCCGAAAUAAUAAAGAAUCCAUGAUGGUUACAAAUACCAAA